AUGGAUUCAUGGGAUUGGUCUAGUUAUGGUAAAAGGGAGAACGUAUUCUAUAUCGAAUGUAAAGCUGACUAUAUGCUCGAAAAAUUAAAUAGAGAGAUUGACGAUGAUGAUGAUAAAGAUGGUCAUUCACUAGAACUGCUCGAGUCCGAGGUGACAUCUAAGGUAUUGACAUUUAGUUGCCUUCUAAAAGAAUGCAAAAUAAGGGCACAAGUAAUUUGCAAUAUGUUAGGUAUCUCUGAAGACUAUGCAUCUGCUGUAGAUAAAAAGGUUUCAACUUUUGCUAGAUCACAGCUUACUGAUCCUCAAAACAUUGGCUGCAAAAUAGUGCCAAUAGUAAUUUGGUGUACCAUUGUGUACGUCCAACAUGAUGAUGAAGAUAUUGAUGCUGCUCGUGCUCGUGUUCAGCUCAGCAGCAACUUGGCCUUUCGUCAACUUCCUCCGAUUGUUCCUCCUCCCAAUCCUACAACCAGAGGUAUAAAUCCAUUCGCCUUUCAACUGGUGUACAGAUGGACUUUAAAACAUGGUGAUGAUUUACCUCCUAUGUGUUCCAUCUGUAGGGAUGAGCCUGAAAUUGGAGAGAUGAUGGGAAUCUUGUCGUGCUGGCAUUCUUUUCAUUUACAUUGUAUCGUCAAAUGGCUGGAGAUAAACUACCGAUGCCCUCUCUGUCGCAAGUCCUUCCCAAAAAAUAGCAAAUAUUGA
Messenger RNA from Capsicum annuum, 699 nucleotides. RefSeq lists its product as uncharacterized. The transcript has a single exon. Lineage: Eukaryota; Viridiplantae; Streptophyta; Magnoliopsida; Solanales; Solanaceae. The record is from RefSeq and is a predicted model, not a curated record. The coding region runs from base 1 to 699 and encodes 232 amino acids.